Molecule: messenger RNA, 5493 nt
Organism: Bactrocera neohumeralis
Lineage: Eukaryota; Metazoa; Arthropoda; Insecta; Diptera; Tephritidae
Gene: RtGEF
Product: rho guanine nucleotide exchange factor 7
Exons: 10
Coding region: 778-3594 (938 amino acids)
Molecular function (GO): protein binding; guanyl-nucleotide exchange factor activity
Source: RefSeq, a predicted model, not a curated record
UAGUCAUUUUCGGCAGUCGAGUUAUUUUCGAGCAGAUUUCUUGGUGUGUCAUUUCAAUCACUUUUUUCGCUUUUAAACAUUAUAAAAAUCGGUAAAACAUGUUAAUUAUUUUAUGGAAAUUGUCACGAAGAAGUGCAGAUUGGUAUACGGGCCGUUGUUAGUGUUUAAAGAGUAUCAACAUACAAAAUAAUACAUAGUCAAUUUUCCUCUGCUCAAUAAAUUUUUCUGUUGUUGCUUUCGUCGUCGACGUCGCUGCCUUCAAUUCAAUUCUUUUUCGAGCUAAUGUCACUGCCGCUGUUGACUGCGCUGCCGCCGUCGCCUAUGUUAUAUUAAGGAAGAAUAAACCUGUGAACAUUGCUGUUUUUAAUAAAUUGUGUUUAAUAAAUAUAUAGUAGAAACAACAAACAAAGUUGGCAUUAACUACACAAAAAAAUUAGUUACCUAAUGUAAUAGUUGGGAUUACUAACAACUCAUUACAUUUUCUAAUUUAAAAAAUAAUAAAAAAUAUCACUUCUUAUUAGCUAAUGUUAAACGGCGGUGUUGUAGGUGCAACCAUAAAAUAGCUUUGUAGUGAGUUCAACAAAUUCGGAGUAGUGGCAACAGUAUAAUUAUAUGUUCUAAUUACUUGACAAGUAUAGAGUCGGGCAUCUACGCUGACACGAUUCAACUGACCCGAAUCCCAAGUGGUGUGCUUCAACUCAAGGCAAGCGUUGUAUCUUACGUCGAACUGGCUGUAACACAAUUUUGGAAAGCUUUUGCAACAGAAAAGCCAGCAAAAUGUCGCAGCCACUCAUCGUCCAAGCAGAGUACUCCUUUAAGGGCGGCAAUAAUGACGAAUUGUGCUUUAAGAAAGGCGACCUCAUCACAGUCACUCAGCGCGAAGAGGGCGGCUGGUGGGAGGGCACACUCAACGAUAAGACUGGCUGGUUUCCCAGCAACUAUGUUAACGAAUACAAGGCACCUUUGCCGCUCACAGAAACGAUACGACCACCAGAGGAGAUACAGGAGUACCGUUCCGUUGUGCUGAAAGAUCUUCUCGACUCUGAACGGGCACAUGUUGCCGAGGUUCAAGGUCUCCUGGAAAAUUUUCUCGAACCACUACAGCAGGCGCAAAUUCUCACCGCCGAUGAAUACGCCCAGUUGAUGUGUAAUUUCGUAGAAGUCGUGAAGACACAUGAUGAACUACUCAAACAGAUGGAAGAAUGCAAUGAUCGGGUUGGUAAAUUGUUUCUAACAAAGGCACCGCACAUGAAACUGGUACAUCAAGCCUACUGUGCAGCCCACCCGAAGGCCAUUGUCAUACUCGAUAAGCACAAAGACGAAUUGGAGAAGUAUAUGGAGCGGCAAGGGGCUGCCUCGCCUGGUCUGUUGGUUUUAACAACGGGUCUCUCGAAACCUUUCCGCCGGCUCGAUAAAUAUUCUGCCAUGCUUCAGGAACUCGAGCGACAUAUGGAGAGCAGCCAUCCGGAUCGAGGUGACACACAACGAAGCGUUGCCGUGUACAAGGAUAUUGCGGCGGCAUGUUCAGCUACGAGGCGACAGAAGGAACUCGAGCUGCAGGUGUUAACGGGGCCAGUUCGCGGUUGGCAAGGGCAAGAGCUUAGCACUUUAGGUGACAUAAUACACAUGGGCAGCGUUGCUGUCGGGCCGGAUCACAGAGAUCGGUACUUUGUGCUUUUCCCACAAACUUUGCUGAUACUCAGUGUUAGUCAAAGAAUGAGUGCCUUUAUUUAUGAGGGGAAACUGCCUCUAACGGGUAUCAUUGUGAACCGUCUCGACGAUAGUGACACAGUGAAAAAUGCCUUUGAAAUUAAUGGACCCUUGAUUGAGCGUAUCGUUGCUGUGUGCCAAGGGCCCAACGAAGCGAAUAGAUGGGUCGAGCUCUUGACUUCUGCAAACCCAACUAUGCCAAUUGGUAUCAAACGGCAACUAAGCAAUCUUAGCAAUAAAUCGAUGAGCGGCAGUAGUAGUGGGCAUGCACCUCAACCUCCACCACAUAUGUCUCCACCCGCGAACCUCGGCAUGCUGGGGGCGCAGCGCACAAACUCCCAAAGCUCAGCGGCGCCGACAACGUCAAUGGGCACGUCCCUGUCGCAUCCGUCACAACACAAACGGAGCCUGUCGUUCAACCACCACCUCAGCUACAAUCAAUACACGCACAGUCAGCCUCCACCACCUCAUCAUCAUCUUCCACCACCACAACCAAAUCCACAAAAUCAUCCGGUGGCACCAAACCACAAAUCAAGUUUAGCCCCGACAUCGAGCAAUUUUUCAAAGAGCCAGUACCUAGCAGCAGUGGGGGGAAGCACAAGCGCAAAGAUAGGAAACACAAGAGCUAAUUGGAGUAUAACGAAUCUGCGUCCAGCACCGCCUCUGCGCCCCAAUUUACUAAAUGCGACGACGCAAAGCGGCAGUGGCGUCACCAGCGGUAGCGGAAGCGCCAACGCGUUGGCUAGCUACUGCAGCGGCCGACGAACGCAGCCAACUUUCGAGGAGGAUGUGCUGGUUUUGAGAGUUUUUGAAGGCUAUUGUGCUGCCUACCAGAACACCACACGCAACACUAUACAUUCGGCACUGCAACCGUGGACGCCCUGCUUGCCGAUACGCGGCGGAAAGCUGCAGACCAGCAAAACCUUUUCAACAUCAAAUCCACAACUGCCACACCUGUGCAAUACAGGCGUCCCAUUUCCGGGCAACAGCGGCGCAACUAACCAACAAAAUUCCACAAACAGCCUGAAUUCCUCGUACAUUUGGCGGGAGGCGAGUCCAAACUAUUUCAAUCUAUAUUCUAGUUCAGUUUCAUCGUUGAAUGCAACAACAACAGGAGUAAGCGGCGGUGCGAAUGCCGGUGGCUACCGCUAUUCACUUUCUGGCGCCACCACCACAAAUGCCGGCAGUGGCCCUUCUAGUCUGCCAAUAUACGAACGUGCACUCUCAGAGGAGCGCGCAACCCGUAAAUCACUCAAUCGCAUGAAGAGCGGCUUUGGUUCGGGAUAUGAUAACAUUUUUAUGACACCACUGUUGCCACGCAAGAACAAACCAUCUCCUAAGCUCGUGAAAAAUAGCUACCAAACCCACCAGCGGUCUCCACCGCCUUCGUCUACAUCGUUGCGCAAUCGUAGCGAUUCGGAACGACUCGACUUAACACCUCUAACGAUUACGGAGCAGGAGCCGCCACCUCAGCGACAGUUACAAAAGCAACAGCGUCCACCAGCGCCAGGUCUUUACGACCGCCGCUUGAAUCGUUCCUUUGAGACGACGGUUUCCCAUCGUUACGCCGGCUACGGCGGCGGAUACAUAAUGUCCGGCUACGGCCCGUCCACCGGCUAUAAAACGACACCACUGCGACGCAGCACACCGCAAUUAGCCGGCGGUGAAGAUGUGGUUGACAACGGGCGAGACAGCGACGACGUCGAGGACGGACCGCAUGGCUGUAGCGCUGCACUGUUGCGCAACGGUAGUAGCGUGGGAAAUUGCACAGCCGGCGAUCAUGAGGCGAGCACCAGCGCAGACGGCGACAGCCAACGUCAUUCGGGCAGCUGGUGUUGCGGUAAUUUUGUUAUGAAGCAAUGGCGCAAAAUGAACAAUUAUUGAUUGUUAGGUGGCUGCAUAGAGACGCUUAAUGCACGCUUGCUGACAGCGUGUUUACUAGCGCCGUCAGUGCUGUCAUAUCGCUGCUGCUCAUUUCUAAUUUGCUGCAUUUUGCGUGCUGCUUCUCUUGUGCUGUGCCACAGCCGUUAGUUAAUUAAUUUUUUGUUGUGCAAGCGCUGCAGUUAAAUUAGCUAAAUGUGUAUGUAGUGGAUAAGUCAGAUUUUGUAUAUGUACAUAUGUCUUAGUAUUAGUUGUAGGCAUACUAUUCGGUGAUAGAGGCUUCGCGCAUGCGCAGAACAGAAGUAAAAGUUUGUAUUGACUUUUAUGACACAAAAUUGAAUUUAGCUAUAACGUUUGAUACACUUAAACUAAAAUAUAUAUACAUAUAUAUGUAUAUAUUUUUAUUAUAUUGACAAUUAAGAGAAUCGGGCCAUCGCAAUAGCUUUAUUUUUGCUUAUAUUUAUUCACAUAUUGUGUUUUAAUAUGCAUACGGUUUGGUUUUGUAAAUAUUCAAGUUUAAAGUUGCUAUCCACUUUUUACAUUUAUGAAAUGUAUGCCUUACAUAAUAUAUGACCUAUACAAUAAGUUAAUACACUUAAUUUAUAAAUAAUAUUUUUAUACUAUGUAAAUUUCCAAACAUGCAUUAAUUGAAAUCUAUUAUACAUAUUUACGUAUGUAUGUAUGUAUGUAUGUAUACUUGGAGCAGUUGUUACUCAUAUUAUUUCGUAUGAAGAGAAUCAGUUCGAACUUUUGACAAAGCCGGAGUCAGUCUUAAAUUUUAUAAUUCAUUCUUAAAUUAAAUUAAUUAUUAAUUUAAAUAAUUUAAUGAAAUUAGUAGCUCAGUUAGGUUUCCAAAACCGCUUUCCGAAACAUCCCAGUUUUAAUGAAAUUGAAUACUCAAAGAAAAUCGUUUUUUUUUUGCAUUAAAUAAUGUUGACAGUGCAAAAAAAGUUAUAUUCUGCUCUCUGUUAAACUUAACCUCCAAACCCCUGAAUGAAUAAAUGUGAGAAAUUAGUAAAAUGCAUUUCUAGCCAAAUAUCUACGUUUUAUAGCCAAACUGAGACUGUCUGAAGAAUUGUACAAUACGUAUCAAUAUAAUUGAAUAUAGCCGUUAAUUCUAAAUGCUGCUCGCAUUGCUUGCCCUUUGCCAUAAGUGACCUAUACGCAGUUGCCACAUUUUAGGAUAAUUCGUUCUGCCGCAGCGAAUGCGGUCAACUGAGAAACUCAGCCCCAAUGAUUUAACAAUUUAUUGAGAUGAUUGACUUUCAAUAUUUUUUAUUGAUAGAUAUUGAUAUUUUUAUUGACUAUGUGCAGCACUAUGUGCUCUGUAUGACAGGCAAGCAGCUGUGCAGUAUUCCUCCGAAAAUUGAAAAAAAUAUAGAAAAUUAAAUGUUCAAGGAAGAGGAGGAAUGCAUGUUCUUGAUAAAAUAUCACCUUCUAGUGUACUUUCCUUAGUCAUUUUUUCUGUUAAUCACAUUUUGUUAUAUUUAUAAUAAUUUUUUUUUUAGAUAAUUUUGUUACUAACUCCUACCAAAGACGUAAAACGAAUCAAAGAAGAGGUUUAUUACUUUUAAGUCUUGUACCGCUCAGUGAAUGGGCGUAUACCAUGAAUACAAUAACAAUUUGCAAAAACAAAAAUAACAAUAUAUAAUAUUGAAAUCGUGUAUGCUUUAAAUGUUAUUGCAGUGAAAAUUAUGUAUAUGUGUAUUGAAAUUUGUAUGUAUGUAAUACAAAACGCAAAUGUAUGUACAAUUGAAAUGUACUUGCUAAUCUUUAAGUUAGCCUGGAGUCUUUUAAGUAACUAAUACUAAGUCAUCAUGAACCAGUGUGUGAGGUUUCACAUUGAAAUUAAUGCAAAAACAAAAAAACAAAAACAACAAUAAAUCCAUAAUACAAACUGAA